Paraphaeosphaeria sporulosa is the source of this 651-nucleotide messenger RNA. RefSeq lists its product as uncharacterized. The record is from RefSeq and is a predicted model, not a curated record. Bases 1 to 651 code for a protein of 216 amino acids. Lineage: Eukaryota; Fungi; Ascomycota; Dothideomycetes; Pleosporales; Didymosphaeriaceae. The transcript has 2 exons.
AUGUCUCCAAUCCAGCACCCUCCCUUGUCACCAGGCACCCGCCCAGCCCUUCCUUCAGACAUCCCGCGCCUUGGGCUCCUCUACGUCGCCUCCUUCCACUACUCCCCAAACGCCAAAUGGGCUCGUCCGUACUACCCCCAGUACCCGGAGGAUAUGCUAGCACAGUACACCGCGUGGUCAAUUCAAUAUCUUGAAGACCCGCAAUUCAUCGUUCUGGUCGCCAUAGAUGCUUUUGACCCUUCUGAGCGCUCGAAAACAGACGCGCAUUUCCCCGAGGGUGUGACUACGGGUCUGGGGGAGGAUGUCAAAGAAGGCGAUCAAGUUCCUGUGGCGACGUUGGGGCAUCGCGAUGCAAUGAUAAAUGUUGAAAACGCGGCGCGUGUGCGAUGCGGGUUUGAAAAGCUGGUGGAGUUGGAUAUGCUGGUCACUCAUCCGGCGUAUUGGGGACGGAGGCAUGGGACUAAAUUGGUGAAGUGGAGUUUGGAGUAUAGCCGGCUGAACAAGGUGGGUCAAGGUGUUGUGGGACCGCCGAUGGGCAUGAGAGUUUACCUGAAGGAGGGCUUUGUAGAGAAAGAGAAAAUGACUUGGGAAGGUGACGAGAUCAGUCCGGAGGGUUUGGCGAAGCAGAUUGCGAUCUAUGAUGUGGAAUGA